GAAUCACAGCGUCUGACCCGCGAAAUGCUCUUCGCAGAACUUGGACAUUCCUCUUGGUUCGGAAGGAAGGCUCUCUGGUCUGGCAGCACAUUUUCUUUGGGUACCACUCCACCUCAGGGUGACAGCCUCCAUUUAGAGCAGUCAGAAGACGAGUCAAGUCACACUGGAGGCAUAUAAAAAGGACGAAUGGACCAUGGCCACCCCGACAGAACUUGACACAUGGAGUACAAUCAGGACCUCCCCAAAGGCAAUCCCUUGAAGCCGGUCUACUGCUGGGGCCACAAAGCUCUCCCAGCACAGCGCGGUGUGGUCACAUACGCAGUCUCGCCGAACAGGCUGAACCCGCUGGCCGGCGCCGUCCACAGCGCCGUGUUCAACACGUACCGUCGAACAAAGAACCAGGUGCUGUACUGGAUCCCGCCGCUCAUCGUGGCAUAUCUGCUGAUGGACUGGGCCAAUCGACGGAACGAAUACCUCAACUCCAAAACCGGCAGGGCCGAGACCGCUGGAGGUGACUGAUGGAAGGCGAUUGAUACCAUGCCAGUUUGCGUGCGAGAGCGACAAGGAGACUGCACACGAGAGGAUCUUGGAAAGAACCAUCGUCGAGAUCUACCGCCUGAUCGAUUCAAUCUCGCAGGCUGAAUUGCCACGACAAAGGCGUUGAGAAUGAUUUGCAGUGUCUCGUCUCAUUGAAUCCUAAUUAUAUCAACACAAUCAUGCAGAACUCGACCCGACCUGUUUUACUUUUCCUAGGACCAGAAACACAGCUCGCGCUCUCCGUCGCUUCGCUCGUUUCCUCAUGUGUCCGAGACGAAUCGCCAGUCCCUUUUCGGCCCUGUUUGCUAC
This is a messenger RNA of Cladophialophora immunda, 846 nucleotides long. RefSeq lists its product as uncharacterized. The coding region runs from base 220 to 519 and encodes 99 amino acids. Lineage: Eukaryota; Fungi; Ascomycota; Eurotiomycetes; Chaetothyriales; Herpotrichiellaceae. The transcript has 4 exons. Gene Ontology annotation, biological process: mitochondrial electron transport, ubiquinol to cytochrome c. The record is from RefSeq and is a predicted model, not a curated record.